AAUACCCAGGCUGACGUCAUGCUGUCGGGCUGUGGAGACGAGCUGCUCGGUGAAGUGGAGCCACGACAUCCCGCCCUGAGACCCGGCUCGCCGACAUAAACACCAACUCUAUUCCCUCAUAUUGGGAUUGUGCGGGGGGGUGGGGAAGGCCUUGUCCUCCACCUUGAUCAGGCCGGACACCCCACACACCUCCCACUAUCCCCAGCCAUGGACAAACCAGCCGCCAUGACGACACCAGGCAAGGUCAGCGGACUCAAGCCGCCCAGUAAAAUAGUCCGUCCAUCAGGGGUGCCAACAAGGACGUCCCCGUCCUCAGGUACUCCAAAGCCAGUUCCUCCUGAGAAGUCCCCUGGUGGUGUUACCUCCCCAACUCCAGAUGGAUGUGGCGACUUCCAGUUAGGGGAGAGGGUCUGGGUCAAUGGCAACAAGCCCGGCUCUGUGCAGUUUAUAGGGGGCACACAGUUCGCUCCUGGGCAGUGGGCGGGAAUCGUGCUAGAGGAGCCAAUUGGGAAGAACGACGGGUCGGUAACAGGGGUCCGGUACUUCGAGUGUGAGGAUGGGAGGGGGAUCUUCACGCGGCCUUCAAAGCUAUCCAGGACUGCCCUGCCAGAGAAGGAGGAAAACGGGGGCCAGGCCAGCCCAGCACAAGCAGCCUCUGCAACAAGCCAGCCUGCACCUGUUGGCUCUACCUCAACCGUUCAGGGCACUGGCAUAAAGACAAGUGGGUUGCUCAACCGAAUGCUCACGUCCAGCGAGUCGGUGUCAAACCUCUCAGACCCAGACUCCAUGAAGAAGAACAGUAGGGAGCUGAGGCUGGUCGACCGUGUGCUGGUGGGUGGUAGCAAGGCAGGAGUUGUGCGGUUUCUGGGAGAGACAGACUUUGCCAAGGGAUACUGGUGUGGAGUCGAACUAGAUGAACCACUUGGCAAGAAUGAUGGAGCUGUAGCAGGGACCAGGUACUUUCAGUGCAUGCCGAGGUUUGGCUUGUUUGCCCCGGUCCACAAGGUGACGCGUAUUGGCUUCCCUUGCACAACACCUACCAAGGCGAAGAGCUCACGGAGGAGGUCCGGCCUUCUGAAGAGGAGUCCAAGUGCCUCCUCCAUCAGCUCGCUCAGCUCCGCCACCUCCUCAAUCAGCGGCAAACCCAGCCGAGCAGGACUGCUGACGGAGACAUCUGCGCGGUAUGCUCGGAAGAUCUCUGGCACCACAGCCCUGCAGGAGGCGCUGAAGGAGAAGCAGCAGCACAUUGAACAGCUGCUGGCGGAGAGAGACCUGGAGAGAUGUGAAAUUGCAAAAGUGACCAGCCACGCAGGAGAGGUGCAGCAGGAGCUGACUAUGCUGAUGAAAGGAAGGGAUCAGUAUACCAUGGAGAUGGAGGCAAAGCUGGAUCAGCUGCGUUCGUUGGUGGAAGCCGCAGAUCGAGACAAAGUGGAGCUGCUCAACCAGCUGGAGGAGGAGAAAAGAAAAGUGGAGGAUCUGCAGUUUCGUGUGGAAGAGGUUUGCAUUACCAAAGGAGACCUGGAGACGCAGACCAGGCUGGAGCAUGCCCACAUAAAGGAGCUUGAGCAGAGCCUGCUCUUUGAAAAGACCAAAGCUGAAAAACUCCAGAGGGAUUUAGAGGACACUAGGGUGGCCACUGUGUCUGAGCGCUCCAGGAUCAUGGAGCUGGAGAGGGAGGUGGCAGAUCUCCAGCUCCGGCUCCGGGCGUCCCAGCAGAAGGAGGAUGCUGUGUCUCUGUCCCAGCAACAGAUUAGCAGCCUCAAGGCCCAGGCACAGUCUCAAGAGAAAAGGAUCAGUGAGCUGAGCGUGGACCUGGAGAGCCAACAGAAAGAGCUUCAGUCUGUGCAGCAGGAUAAGAGUUCUCUGGAACAGCAGCUGAGCAGCCUGAGACAAACGCUUGAGAUAGCUGAGGAGGAAAACAGGAGGACAGCAAAGACCAUGCAAGAAUUGGAGAAGAGUGUGGAGCAGUCGAAGAAAGGUUCUCAGACCCUGAAAGAGGAGAGCAAGUGUAGAGAGAAGGAGCUGAAGGUCCGGCUGACAAAGGCCACUGAGAGGUCAGAGGAGACGGCUCUGUCGCUUGAUCAUCUGACUAAUGAGAAUAAGAUGCUGGAGACAGAGCUUGAAGCUUUGAAACAGCAGAACUCCAACUACCAGGAGGAGCUCAGUCUGUCGAAGGAGCGGAGCAGCUCAGAAAACCAGCGUAUCGGAGUCCUCUGCAAGGAAAUCGUGGAGCUGAAGCUGGCCUCCCAGAAGUCUCUUGACGAGUACAACGAGGAUCGCAACCAUCAACAACCGGACAUGAAGAGCAGAGAAACCAACUCAAAUCGGGAACUGGAGGAGGAAGUCAAAUUCCAGAAGUCAACCGGAGCCUUAACCUCAGACAAAGAUCGGGAACUGGAAACUCUGAGGAAUGAGAUCGCAGUUCUUCGAGGUGAAAACGCCACGGCCAAGACCCUUCAGUCGGCCGUGGAGACGUUGGAGAGAGACAAAGCUCAGCUGCAGAGUCGUGUUUGCCGUCUAGAGCAAAGGCUCAUGGGAACGCAGACCCCUGAGGGAGAAGACAGCGAGGCACCACUAUCGGGCGAUGCGGCUCUCGAGCAGCUGAGGGAAGAGAAGGAGUUCGCUGAGGGACAGAUCAACUUCCUGAACAGUGUGAUCGUGGACCUGCAGCGGAAGAACGAGGAGCUGAAGAUCAAACUGAAGAAGCUCGCGCUGGCUGAGUUCAAUGGCAACGAAGAGACUGAUGGUUUUGAUGAAGCUAUAUCGAAGCGGGAGAAGAAGGCCUCCCUCCGUCUGUUCUGCGACAUCUGCGACUGCUUUGACCUCCACGACACAGAGGACUGUCCCACUCAGGCCCAGAGCCCCGACUCCGUCCCUCACAGCACCUUCCACGGGAACCCGGCCAACGAAAGGCCCUACUGUGACAUCUGUGAGGCCUUCGGACACAGCACAGCGUCCUGCAACGAUGACCAGACCUUCUAGAGGCUCCAAAAAACUCUCCCUGCAUUUCAAUUCCUUCCCUUUCCUCUUUCAUGCACAUCUCACCUCUUACUCUCCUGCUACAUUUCCUUCAGUCCAGCCCAACAUGCCUGCAGAUUCUUCCAUAUUGUAUUUUUAUACUCUAUAUAAGCAUAUCACUGGUAGCCACAGUUCUGACCCAAAUCCUUUAGCCCGCAGCUCUUUUCUCAGAGGAGAACCGGUUCUGUAACGCAGAAUGUCCGUCCAAAUACGCUGCUUUAGUGCAAUAUUGAUGUUUAGAACAAAAGGAAUCCGUCCUCUGCACUUGUUUUUAACGUGUUGUUUUGGAGUCAAGGUUGUUUUCAAAAAUGAGCAUUAGUCACAUUCAAUGUGUUUUGGGCUUUAUUAGCAAACAUGUGAUGCGACAAAAAGUGAAGCACAGUCAAAAAUGAAGGGAAAAUGAAAUUCCUCUCGUACUUUACAUUCCUGUCCUCUGUAUCACACUCCUCAGUCUGUACGCCUGUCAACCAAUCAGAUACUGAUACAGAGAUACUGCCACGACUAACAUUUUACUGAUGUUUUAUGCUUAAUAACAUUUUACAAAGCCACUUUGUCAGUUUAUAUCUUACAAUAGAGUGUUAGGGCCACUUUUAAAGAAGACGUUAUGCUCGUGUUCAGGCUCAUUAUUUUAAUAAUUAUUAUUUUACAAGUAGUAUUACUGAAAACGGUUUACAUGCUCUUUUGUGAUUGGUUAACCGCUUCCAGCACAUAUAGGAAAUGUCAGCCUCUGCUCUCGCUUAAUCAGAAAAGAGUGAAUAUCUUGAGACCAAAAGAAAAUCAUUUUAAUAUUUCAAUCAAAAGUUUUAUUUUUGAAGGAUGUUUAUGGCAUAUUCUUGAUAUAUAACAACUUUAUUUUCUAAACCUUAUGGUUAUUUUUUUGGUUUACUUUAUUUUGAAAAUAUUGCAACUUAAUUUUUUGAAAUAUUUUGAUUUUAGUCUCAUAAUAUUACUACAUAUUAAUAUUUGAAAGGUUGUCAAAUUAUUACAACAUUACUGGUGAGAUAUUACAUAACACUUUAUUCUCAUAAUAGCACAGCAUGUAUUUUUGCAACAUUCGCCUACAUAAUUACUUCAUGCUCUAUAUAUAUUAUACCUUUUUUUUUUACUGUUGUCUCCUUAAAUAUCCCAAUUUCACACUUAAAUUUUCAGCUUUAAUCUUUAAAUUUUACAACUUCACUCUCAAAUUCUUAUGACUUUAUUCUCUAAAUAUUCAGACUUUUCUAGUGGCCCUAGUACUCCGUCUAAAUGUUAACACUUUGUAAAAAGUUCCUUCUUGACCUUGAAAAUCCUAGUUUCCAUGGUAACUAGUUCUUUACAGAGCUUUCAACUCUUUCUUGAAGUUUAUUCCCAGGAACUUUAACAGUUUACACAACGUGUGGAGCGUUAACGCCAUCUAUCGAUGAGGACUGAGAUGCAAAUGAAGGUUUCAGAAACAGCUGGCAGGUGGAUGUUGAGUCAAAGAGUCACCCAGUUGAUCUUAAACAUGAAGGACAGGUUGAUCUGGUUACUUGCUUACUUCUCUUGGAUGGAGUGGCUCUGCAACGUUUGAAAUUGCAGAGAUCCCUUUUAGGACUCUUCUCGUCUCGUUUGCUUUAAAUUUAGAUUUGAGAAUUCCAUGACAUCUGGGCAACUUGACUGAAAACUCCAGAAAAGCUUCUCAAUUAUCCUUGAGGUAUAAUUAUUUUUAAUUUGAGUCUGCUGUUGGAUCCAAGGUCACGAGUGAACUUUCUAUUUUAACAUUGUUGUGUAUUUACCUUUCAAUAGGUCGGCAUAUAUGCGUUAAUAUCACUCAGUAAUAUCACGGAACGUUACUGAGGACCUGUUGUAGCUCUUGAUGAUGUUGAUACGUUUUGUUAUUUAUUGUCUAAUCUUUCACUAACCAGUGAUAUACCGACAGGGAAAUAAGCUAGCACUGAUUUAAAGUGUUUAUAAUCUGUAGUAGGACUACUGUAGUGUAGGUGGGCGUCUGCCGCAUGUUACAGGAACUCACCCAGAUGAAACUAUAGCAGCCUCGACUUGCUUAGAUUUGCACUGUCCACUUUAACGAUUCAGCAGAGACAUACGUUAAUGUUCCGAUUCUAACGUUAUAUAAAAGUUAUUUUAUCUUAAAAGUCCGUUCAGAUAAUUCAGUAAUGUCCCAUUUCAUGCUGCCCUCUUUAAAGAUACAGUUUGACAUUUUGGGGAAAUUCUCUUCUUUGCUUUUCCAUGUUGCAAGAAAAGAUUGACACCACUUUCACGUGUGUAUGAUACAUGCAAACCUAUAGCUAUAACAAAGCCUGAAAACAGGACAAACAGCUUUAGCCUGUGAAGUUUUUGUUUAAAAUUAGCUGCUGCUAACAUAACACACCUCACCUGAACCAAACUGGCUGACAAGUUGCACUGUGGGUAAUGCAGCCACCAGGUUUUGACCAGAGAGAAGAAUGUGGAGAAGGAAGAAAAGACGAUAUCUCCUGUUCUGCUACAUUGAUUUUGAUCAUUUUUGUAUUUAACUGACCACCUUCAGUCCAACAAUGCUCUGUAUCUAACUUACGUGAGCAGUCUUUUAACCCACAGACACUUUCCUCAUGUGCCAGGAAGCGAAUUGGCCUAUUUCCCAAAAUGUCAAACUAUUCCUUUAAAUGUAUCCAGUAUAAAAACAUGUAUUUUGACGUAUCUCGUUCUUAAGCACAAUGUUGGAUCAUAUUGAAUCUUCCAGUGUAACAGUGUAUAAUACAUGACUAACCAUUGACACUAGUCUUUGUAAAUACCAGUCAGACGCUUCUGAUAAAUGUGUACACAGUGCCAUGGAACAAACAAUAGCUUUUAUGUGUACGGCAAUUUAUUUUUUCUGCCCUGUUGAUAAGAUCGACGUUGUAUAUGGAGGUUUCCACUCCAGAGGAAAAACCAAGCCCCUUUGUAUAGACUUUAAAAACAUGAUGUACUUUGUAAGUGAUAUGUCUAAUUAUUAGUGUCAUGUUUUAUAUAUGUAACAUUUUCAGGCACCAUCUAUAAAUGGUUUCCAAAUGUUCAGACCAUUUGACUGACGUUGGUGUGGUGUAAGAUGUCCUGUUUUCUAUGUACUGUAUACUCCUGAACAGUCCAAUAGAAAUACUAAGAACAAAA
Molecule: messenger RNA, 6120 nt
Organism: Limanda limanda (common dab)
Lineage: Eukaryota; Metazoa; Chordata; Actinopteri; Pleuronectiformes; Pleuronectidae
Gene: clip1b
Product: CAP-GLY domain containing linker protein 1b
Exons: 23
Coding region: 208-2982 (924 amino acids)
Biological process (GO): positive regulation of microtubule polymerization; cytoplasmic microtubule organization
Cellular component (GO): microtubule plus-end; cytoplasm; nucleus
Molecular function (GO): microtubule plus-end binding
Source: RefSeq, a predicted model, not a curated record